Molecule: messenger RNA, 933 nt
Organism: Didymodactylos carnosus
Lineage: Eukaryota; Metazoa; Rotifera; Eurotatoria; Philodinida; Philodinidae
Source: the annotation of a GenBank genome assembly
AUGUCGGAAGAACUAAUUCUCCAUCACUAUGCACGAUCGCCAUUCAGCGAAAAAGUGCGACUAGCAAUGGGUUUGAAAAAGUUAAACUGGCGCUCCGUAAUCGUCAAUAAUAUACUCCCACGAUCACACCUUGAACUUCUAGCCGGUGGAUAUCGUCGUAUACCGGUGCUUCAAGUGGGUGCUGAUGUGUAUUGUGACACUCAUUUAAUUUUACGGACGCUCGAUCGUCUUCGACCCGACUCGCCCGCACUCUUUUCAAACAGUGUCAUACAACCUUUGUGCUGGUGGUGGGACAAAUCGAUACUAGCACCCGCGGUAAGAAUCUUAGUCGGGCUUCAUGGUGACAAGUUACCCGAAGCUUUUAUCGAAGAUCGAAAGAAGUUUGCUCCAGGACACACUUUUUCCAAGGAAGACAACGAGAAAGAUAUUCCAGUAAACGUACAGCGCAUCAAUUCACAUCUCGCCUGGCUUACCGACAUGUUGGCUGACGGUCGCAAUUUUCUGCUUGGAGAUUCAUCGCCAUGUGCACUCGACAUCACCACUUAUCACGGACUUUGGUUCAUCAUGGGAGGCGUGGGUAAUGAAACCGAGAAUGUUCUACCACAACUGACUCAGCCCAAACUAUCGGCGUGGCUCAAGCGUGUAGCUGAAUUUGGUCAUGGCACCAGCAAAGAGAUAACGCCUGAAGAGGCACUCGAUGUGGCCAAGCAGGCCGAACCAAUCGAACCCACGUACAUCAAAAAUGACUUAAAAAGCGAGUGGCAUGUCGGACAGCGACUGCGAGUGACACCUGAUGAUGUUGGCCGUGUACCGGUCGAAGGAACAUUCGUCGCUGCGAACAAUUACGAAAUCGUGCUCCGUCUAUCAAAUGAAACGACAGGCAAUAUUAACGUUCAUUUUCCCCGGGCUGGCUUCGAUGUUGUACCAGUCUAA